UAACACGUUACUGCUCUGGAAACCUGCCCUGUCUUCAGAGCGCACGGGCUGUUUUGAUUGUUCGGAACUUUUUUGUGUUAGUCCUGUGAGGAAAACACUUUUUACACUUUUAAUCAGAAAUAAACAGAUGUAAUUUAAAAAGACUUUGACGCGUGCAAUUUGUAAAGUUGAAAGCAGCGUGUUCGUUUUCCAAGGCGACACCCUCGACGGCGACUCCGAGUUUAUCGGCUGGUUUUGAAUUUACUCGGAAAUCCUGGUGGGAAUAGCAGAACUGCAGCUAUGGCUUACUCUGACUGAUUUCGACAGAUGCGAUUUUUACACUUGUAUUCUGGUGUUGGACUUAAGGGGAUUUCAAUUCCAUCAAUAUUUUAACGUUACUGGGAUAUUGUUAAACGACUCCUAACAAAAUGCCGGAUCAGAUUACAGUUUCGGAAUUUAUAGUCGAGACCAAUGAAGAUUACAAAGCGCCCACUACUUCAAAUUUCACCACUCGCAUGUCUCAUUGUAGGAGCACAGUUGCCGCUUUGGAAGAGGCUCUGGACGGAGACCGCAGUGUGCUGCAGAGGAUGAAGAAGUCCGUGAAGGCUGUCUGCAACUCUGGCAUGGCCCACGUGGAAAACGAAGAGCAGUAUACCCAGGCCCUUGAAAAGAUAGGGGAAAAUUACCUCACCAAAGAUGAUAACACUAUGGGCUCAGCCUUCCUCAAGUUUGCCAUUUUCACCAAGGAGCUUGCUGCCCUGUUCAAGAACCUGUUCCAGAAUAUGAACAAUAUUAUCACAUUUCCCUUGGACAGUCUGUUGAAAGGAGAUUUGAAAGAGGUGAAAGGGGACCUCAGAAAGCCUUUCGACAAGUCCUGGAAAGAUUAUGAAACAAAACUAACCAAACUUGAAAAGGAGAAGAAGGACCAUGCCCGACAGCACGGCCUGAUCCGAUCGGAGCUCAGUGGGGGGGAGAUUGCCGAGGAUAUGGAAAAGGAGAGGCGCUAUUUUCAGAUGCAGAUGUGUGAGUAUCUCCUCAAAGUAAACGAAAUAAAGGUCAAAAAGGGAGUGGACUUGCUACAGAAUCUUAUUAAAUACUACCAUGCCCAGUGCAACUUCUUCCAAGACGGACUGAAGGUGGUCGACAGCCUUAAACCUACAUUAGAGAGAUUGACAACCGACUUGACGACAAUCAAGCAGGCCCAAGACGCAGAGAGGAAGGAGCUUUCCCAGUUACGUGACGUCCUGAAAUCUUCACUUCAGGUGGAGCAGAAGGAGGACUCCCAGGUACGGCAGAAUUGUGGGUACAGCCUGCACCAGCUGCAGGGCAACAAGGAUCAUGGUACGGAGCGUAGCGGCACCCUCUACAAGAGGAGCGAAGGCAUCAGGAAGGUAUGGCAGAAGAGGAAAUGUUCCGUGAAGAAUGGCUUCCUGACCAUUUCGCAUGGGACGGCGAACAGACCACCAGCAAAGCUUAAUCUGCUGACAUGCCAGGUGAAGCGCAGUCCAGACGAGAAGAAAUGCUUUGACCUCAUAUCCCAUGACCGGACGUAUCACUUUCAGGCAGAGGAAGAGCAGGAGUGUGAAAUAUGGAUCUCUGUCCUGCAGAACACUAAAGAGGAAGCUCUGAAUGCUGCCUUCAAAGGUGACCAGGAAGUCGGAGAGAAUAACAUUGUGCAGGAGCUGACCAAGGCCAUCCUGGGCGAGGUGAUGAGGAUGCCAGGGAACGACAUCUGCUGUGACUGCGGAGCUGCCAAUCCCACAUGGCUUUCCACAAACCUGGGUAUCCUGACAUGCAUUGAGUGUUCAGGAAUCCACCGGGAGCUGGGUGUCCACUACUCCAGGAUUCAGUCCCUCACACUGGAUGUUCUUGGAACAUCUGAACUUCUGCUGGCUAAGAACGUAGGCAACUUUGGCUUCAAUGAGAUCAUGGAGGCCUGCCCAUCAAAAGAAGGUGUGCUGAAGCCCAAUCCCAGCAGUGACAUGCAGAUGCGGAAGGACUACAUCACAGCCAAGUACACAGAGAAGGCUUUUGUGCGCAGGAAGUACCCCGACACAGCAUCCAGGCUGCAUGCCCUGUGCAGAGCAGUAAAAGAGCAUGACAUCUUCUCCGUCAUCCAGCUGUAUGGUGAGGGGGUGGACCUGAUGGAGGCCCUGCCGCUCACCAAUGAGCAUGAGCCAGGAGAAACGGCACUUCACUUUGCCGUCCGGCUGGCGGACCGGACCUCCCUGCACGUUGUGGACUUCCUUGCUCAGAACAGCGGCAACCUGGACAAGCAGACGGCCAAAGGCAGCACAGCCAUGCAUUACUGCUGCCUCACCGACAACAGCGAGUGCCUCAAACUGCUGCUCAGGGGCAAAGCCUCCACAGACAUCGCUAAUGAGGCUGGAGAGACUCCUAUGGAGAUCGCCAAGCGGCUGCGACAUGAACAGUGCGUGGAGCUGCUGAACCGGUCACUGGCUGGGAAGUUCAACGCCCAUGUGCAUGUGGAGUACGAGUGGCGUCUGAAGCACGAGGACCUGGAUGAGAGCGACGAGGAUCUGGAGGAGAAGGUGCUGCCUGUUACCCACCCUGCCACCCACCAGGGGCCGAUCCUGCCAAGGCGGGAGGACCGUCCAUUCAUCCCUGUGAUGCCAGGCCCUGGCCCCGGCCCCGGCCCCAUGCAGCCCCAGUUGGCCUCUCUGGCCCGAGAUGCUGCCAGCCUGGUCCGGGACAAGCAGAGGGGAUUCAUCCCCAGCAUCAUCAAUGAGACCUACGGCACCUACGUGGACUCCCCUCCCCCCCCCCCUCCCCCUCCCCCCAACUUUCCUGUUCCCCCACUGCCCUCUCGACCCACAAUCAGAGUCCCAUUACCUGGAUUUAUUGGUGUGGCGCCCCCCAUUGGUGGAGGAGGGUGGAAGGCGGGGCCAGGGGAUAUGGAGGCGGUGGGCUGUGACCAGGCCAGUGCUGCCGCCGCCUCGCUUGUUGUGCCGCCAUCAAACCAGAUAGGACCACCAGUGCUUCCAGUUUUUCCACCAGUACUACCAUCAGUGCCAGCCCCACCCCUGCCUCCACCACCACCUCUUCCUCCAGUCAAACCCGCUUUGAUUCCACCCUCAAGAAAGCCUACCCUGGUCCCAGGCCUGCCCCCUGGGAGAAUUGCAGUACCUAAAUCCCCCACCAGCAUGGAUAAUACUUUUCCAAAGUGGCCCACAGCCAAGCCUGUGUCACCGAAGAAACCAGCAGCCAAAGAAGCGUCCAGCUCCCCUCUGGAUACCUCUGAACAGACCCCACCCCCACCUCCUGUGCCCAGGCCGACCUACCUAAAACAGAAACCCAAGCGCGUAAAGGCCAUAUACCACUGCAAAGCUGACAACCCAGACGAGCUGACCUUUUCUGAAGGAGAGGUGAUUGUGGUCGAAGGGGAGGAGGACCAAGAGUGGUGGUUCGGCCAUGUGGAGAACGACCCGAAGCGGAGGGGCGUGUUUCCUGUGACCUUCGUGCACUUCAUCACGGACUGACUGACACGCACAUCAGUCAAGGGGCAGGAUUUGGGGGGAGAACUGUACUCUAAUUAGUCUGCACAGUUUGUGUAUCUGUGUGUGUGUCUGUGUGUGUAUCUGUGUGUGCAUUUAUAUGUUUGCGUGUAUGUGUAUUUGCGCUUCUGCAACUUUCACAUCUCUUCCUGCAAACCUUUUUCCAAAGGUUUUACAGAAGCACCAUGAUGAAUUUAAAAAAAGGUUUACACUAAAAUGAAAUUUUGCAAGGAAAAUGUUCUAAUUUCUUAUCAGUGCUGAAUUUGAAUUACAGUAACUUGGGAAAAAAUACAGCUGGAUGCAUGAAUGUGUGAGAAGAUGUGAAUGUUUCAUUAUUUCUCUCUGAGAAUCACCCAGCGUGGUGACCAUGGCAGGUCUGCAUUUCCCUCAGGCUUUAAUGAAAGUAAUGAUUCAUUACUUUCCAUGAAUCUGCAAUAGAAAAGUUCUUUCAGAUGCUUUUUUGUACAGUUUUUAACAGUUUACCUUUUAUAUUAUACUGUUAUUUUGUGUGUUUAGUUCUAGCUCUGGGAAAAGCCAUAAGAUUUUUAUAUGAGAAUAUUCUCCACUUGUCCCAUCACGUUCAAACUGAAAAAUCCUGCUGAAAGCCCUUAUCUAAAUGCAAGAUGUUCUGCUAGCACGUGUAUGGCUGGUAGAUGGACGGCUGGAAUACUCACCAGUUAUUCAGUAAUGACACACACUGGGCCUCUCAUUUACUUCACAUUAACACACCCUAGCACAGUAAAUGAGCCUGAGACCGGCUCAUUAGCACAGGGUAACCCCGUCUGACGCAGGGUCCUUACCGCAGCCCCCCUGCAGCUCCUGUAGUGGUGGUCAGCUCAAGGAAGGACAUCCCAUCAUGUCCAGGAGCAACAGGGACGCAUCUGAGCACGAGGGGGGACCAUUCUUAGUAUCACUGCUGCAGGCAGAUGGGACUGGCUCUUAGCCUUCAGGCUCUGUGGACCUUAAUCUCCAACACUGCCUGACAGACUCUUACCACAUAUGUGCAGCAGAUUACUGCAGCUUCAGGAGUCCACAUGUCAACAAGUAACAGGUGCCAAGUUGAGUUGGAAAUAGGACCUUAACUGGGAAAUCUUAAUAUGAGAUCCUAAUAAUGGAUAAUUGGUAUAGUGUUUUGAAAACUAUGUACAUUGUAUAUUUAUGUGGUUUGUGCAUUGACUGCUCCCUGUGAUGGGUUGGCAUCACAUCCUAGGUUAUUCCCUGCAUUGCAUCUGUAGCUUCUGCGAUAGACUCUGGACCCCUGCGAUCCCUGAACAGGACAAGCUGGUACAGAAAAUAUAUGGAUGGAUAGAGUACGCAUGAUCUAGAAUUUAGUGUGGAGAUGCAUUUAGAUGAAACAUGGCUGUUUUUACUGUCCCUUUGUGUUGCUUAGUCAAAAUACUGUAAAUAUUUUCACUUUUUUAAAACAUGAACACAGUGGGACCCCAGAUCCACAGUUUAUCUGCAGUGUAACGUGGUCCAAAAAAAGUUAAAAAAUUCCAGAAAUGGUUCAUAAGUUUCAAGCCAUGCACCAUACACGUGUAGGCUGUAAGCCAGUGAGUACUCAUAAUAGCUAAGAUAUUUUUAAACAUUAUUAUCAUUAGAGGUUAUAUACAGGUACAUGAUACACACUUUACAAUGAAAAAUAUUGUAACAGCAGCCUAUGUUUUUUCAAUGAUCCUUUGUCGGUUGAGGGGUAUAAAACGCAUGAUUUUCACUGCUCCAUCCCUUGAUACAUGAUAUUUUUUAAUUGCUAUACUGACUCUUGAGAAUUAGGCUAAAACGUCAGAAUCCCUUUCAUUUGAGUACAGUACUGUAAUAUACAAUGUACUUUAUUACUGUAUUUAAUAUUGGUAGUCUUAAUGUGUGUAAAUUAUCAAACUUUACCAUAAGUAAAUGCACAACAAUCAUGUUCUAUAUCGGGUUUGGAAAUGGUUCGCUAUUAUCCGCGGUUUUAACUAUCCGUAGUUGGUCUUGCAACGUAUCACCCACGGAUACCGGGGAGCUAAUAUGUUACUUCAGCCUGACACAAGAAGGAAACGCAAUAAUAAUAAACUGUAAAAUAUGUGGGGAGAUUAAGGUACUGCAUGCGAUUUGUACAUAAAUACACAUUUUGGGAGCAAACUGAAACCAGAAAAAAAAAUGCAUCUUUCUUAAUAAACAUUGUCCUGUUUAA
Messenger RNA from Paramormyrops kingsleyae, 5667 nucleotides. Lineage: Eukaryota; Metazoa; Chordata; Actinopteri; Osteoglossiformes; Mormyridae. The record is from RefSeq and is a predicted model, not a curated record.